GAAUAGCGGAGCAGACUAGACGGGCUGAAUUACCUUAAUCUGCUCCCAUAUUUUAUGUUUGUCCGGAGAAUCCGGGUCAGGAAAUUUGAUGACCAAUUAUAGGGCAUUUCCAAAGCCCAUCUUUCACACUGUUUUAAUGGACCGCUGCGAGCGCUGAUGGUUACUGGUCGUGUGCCCUCGGAACAACAGUUCCUCAACACACUUCGUCCUGUCUAAACAUUUCUACUCUACCAGGGGUGGAUCUGUGGGUUUCAGUGAGAGCGCUUCCAACCCCAGAGAAGUCAUUGGAGGAGUCUCCUAAUCCAAGAAUCAUCGCGCACCUGUCGGCCUCUCCAAGGACUGUGGAAGAAAGUCACCAUCUGUCCCCCGUUCCUGACCCGAUCACUCCAGGUUCCAGCUUUCAGUUCGGGACGGGGCACCGGCUCUCUCCUCCUCCGAGCCUGUGUCUCGGUCCCCAGGGGCGGCCGGGGAGGCGGGGCGCCCUAAACCGCGCUGGUUACCGCCCCCGAGAGCGGAGCCGGGCGGCCGGCGCUGGUGUCGUUCAGCGGGCUGGAGCACCGAUGGGAACCCGGCACUCGAGCCGGUGCAUCCUCCGCCGGGCACCGCGAGUCGCCGAGGGUGGCACCGAGGUGUCCAGUGAUUCCUCAGAGCCCUUAACGAUUACACAGCCAGAUCAGUCGAUUGGAACUACACAGCAAUCACAGUCACCGACUCGGACAGUGACCGAGACGACAGACCAGAAGGUCACUCAGACCCUGGUGCAGACAACAGGGCAGACAACAGACACAGCGGCACAAACAGUGAUCCAGGAAUUUCCUCAGGCAGGUUGUCUGCAGACAGGCCAAGAAGCAAAACUUUUCACUCCAGAUGAAAUGACUUCAAGAGAUUACUACUUCGAUUCUUACGCACAUUUUGGCAUCCAUGAGGAAAUGUUAAAAGAUGAAAUCCGAACCCUAACGUAUCGGAAUUCCAUCUACCACAACAAACACGUGUUUAAGGACAAGACGGUGCUGGAUGUGGGCAGUGGAACAGGAAUAUUAGCAAUGUUCGCAGCCAAAGCAGGAGCUAAGAAAGUGUUUGGGAUUGAAUGUUCCAGCAUCUCUGAUUAUUCUGAGAAGAUUAUCAAAGCAAACCACCUGGAUAACAUAAUUGUAAUUUUUAAUGGUAAAGUGGAGGAAGUGCAGUUACCUGUGGAUAAAGUGGACAUCAUUAUCAGUGAGUGGAUGGGCUACAGUCUCUUCUACGAGUCGAUGCUGAACACGGUGAUCUUUGCCCGAGACAAGUGGUUGAAACCUGGAGGAUUGAUGUUCCCGGACCGAGCCACUUUGUAUAUCGUAGCCAUUGAAGACCGUCAGUUCAAGGACUUCAAAAUUCACUGGUGGGAAGACGUUUAUGGAUUUGAUAUGACGUGCAUCAGGAAUGUGGCCAUCAAGGAGCCGCUGGUGGACAUUGUGGACCCUAAACAAGUCGUGACCAAUGCUUGUCUCAUCAAGGAGGUGGAUAUCUACAAUGUGAAGACCGAGGAUCUGUCCUUCUCUUCCACGUUCCGCCUUCAGGUUCAGAGAAAUGAAUAUGUCCACGCUCUGGUGACAUAUUUUAACAUUGAAUUUACGAAGUGUCACAAGAAGACUGGAUUUUCAACAGCUCCAGACGCUCCGUACACACACUGGAAACAGACAGUAUUUUACUUAGAAGACUACUUGACAGUGAAACUGGGAGAAGAGAUUUGUGGCACUAUCACAAUGAAUCCCAAUGCUAAAAACAACCGCGAUCUGGAUUUUACACUGGAGCUGGAUUUCCGGGGCCAGUUGUGCGAAGCAUCAUUCUCUCAUGAUUACAAAAUGCGUUAACUGUUUUACAAUUCUUUGUCUCAUAUCUGCUAUUAUUCUGGUGUUAUGGAUAUUAGGAUGUGGAGUCCAGCACCUGACAAUCCCCAACACAAGUUACAUUCUAGAGACAUAAAUGCCCUUCUUUCUGAUCUCUCAGAGUUAGCAAGGCACGAAGUGUUUCAAAGCCAGAAAAUCAAACCUGCUGCAUUAAAACGUAACACUAUCACUUGUUUCAAGAUUCCUCUUCAGAAAUAGAAGUGUGCCAAGAAUUAAUACAUGGUGAAACCUGAUUUUGUGUUGGUAAUUAUUGGCUGCUUCACAUCUACUUGCAAGUUAUGUCAACGUUUUUGUAAAAGGUUUCUGAGAUGUAUAGCAACGGAAGGUAUUCUGAUCACAAACGAGAAAAUCUGCAGAUGCUGGAAAUCCAGAGUAACACACACAAAAUGCUGGAGGAACUCAG
Mobula hypostoma (lesser devil ray) is the source of this 2289-nucleotide messenger RNA. RefSeq names its product protein arginine N-methyltransferase 1-like. Gene Ontology annotation, molecular function: protein-arginine N-methyltransferase activity. Gene Ontology annotation, cellular component: plasma membrane. Bases 561 to 1850 code for a protein of 429 amino acids. NCBI's taxonomy places the organism in Eukaryota, Metazoa, Chordata, Chondrichthyes, Myliobatiformes, Myliobatidae. Gene Ontology annotation, biological process: peptidyl-arginine methylation. The transcript has 10 exons. The record is from RefSeq and is a predicted model, not a curated record.